UGCCAUUUGCUGGGUUGAGCUCAAUGCGCCUUCACCAACGUCGAAGUGACCCGCCAUGGGCUGCGGCUCUUCUUCACGGGCGCAAGUACAGCAGGAUCCAGAUGCGGUGGUACCAAACGCGCCCUCCAGUGGAGAUGAGAAAAAUGCAAACCUGCCAGAGUGCAGACUUCGAAUUUUCCACAUCAACGACGUUUAUAGAUUAGACAAUUUGCCAGUGCUACGGAGCUGUAUAGAUGCUAGGAGUGAGGGUGUGAAUGUGCUGACAACGCUGGCUGGGGACUUUGUAGCACCUUCACUCCUUUCCUCAAUCGACCAUGGACGGGGAAUGGUCACCGCCCUGAACGCCAUCCCUGUACAAGCAGUUUGCUUCGGCAACCACGAGUGCGAUAUUCCCUUCCGCAGCUUGGUGUCCCGCAUCAAAGAGUUCAACGGUGUUUGGCUGAACUCGAACAUGCCAUCCAUGUUGGAGGAAUCUGAACUAGAUGGACAACUUGCAGAACACCAGUUGCUGAAGCUGGAUGGUGGCAGAUCAGUGAUUUUGACAGGCUUUUGCGUGGGCGGAGGUCGUUUCUCGUGGUUGUACAGGAAGAACGCCUUCAACGGUCAUGCGGACCGGAUUACGCCUGUGCUGGACGCAGUCGAUGAGGUAGUCUCAAAGGCAUACACUGCAUAUCCUGAAGCCGAUUGUGUAAUCCCGUUGACUCAUCAGGACUUGCCAGAAGACAUAGAAAUGACCACACGUGGGCACGACUUCCCAGUAAUCUUGGGUGGACAUGACCACGAUGUUGUUUGCGAAAAACAUAAUGGCACACACAUUGUGAAAGCCGGUGAGGAUGCACAGAAUGUUGCUGUGAUCGACCUCGUUUGGGAGCAAGGGGCUCCCAAAAACUCGCCUCCAAAGGUAACUGUGGAGCUCAUCCCCUUGGAGCCUGGGCCGUCAGUAGAGAGCGUUGCUUACGAGGCAGAUCCAACGAUGCAAGAAUCCAUUGAGCUUUUGCAGAAGCCAGCGAUCGAACUGCAGUUGGCCACCUUGGCUGCUAUCCAUUCACCUCUAGAUGAUCCUCUCAGCUCCGUUGGGGUGCGUUUCCAUGAGUGUUCCAUGGCGACCUUGCUCGCCAGCUCAUUGCGAGAAGUAGGUGGAGCUGAUGGCGCUUUGAUGAAUGCUGGUAGCAUACGUGGAGAGAAGGUUUACCCUGAUGGUAAGAUCCGAUUUGCUGACCUUGCUGCGGAGGUUCCCUUUCCAUCUACUUUGAUCGUGGCUCGCAUUCCAGGCGCUGUUUUGACCAAGGCAGUCGCCCAAAGUAGAGCCCCCUGGCAUGGAGCAGAAACUCCGCGAGCUGGAGCUCCAGCUGGAUCUACCUCUCACGCUCUCCAUUUUGAUGAUGGCAUAAAGUCGGACCCAAUAUCGGAGGAGCUCAUAGAAGUUGCUGGUAAGCCCUUCGAGCCAGACUCCAUGUACGACAUAGUCAUUGACAGCUUCUUGAUGCACAACGAUGCUGUACUGAAAGAGUAUAGCACAGCUCAUCCUGAACAUGUCCCAUCUGAAGAAACUGGACGGCCGGCUCUUCCUAUGUUAGUACAAUACUUCUGUGACAAGGUUUGGUGCAGUCUUUGUGACAUAGACGGCGAUGGUGAAGUGCAGAUCGAGGAGGUUGACGAGUUUUUCGACUUAGCGGACACUGACGGGAACGGAAAGCUUGAUGUGGACGAGCUUAUGGUUGCAAUGUCCCUCAAGCUGGGUGAUUUGGAUGUGACUAAAGUGUUAGCUCAGCAAUGCGUGAGCCUGGCAGAUGAGGAUGGGGAUGGUAAGGUGAGCAAGGAGGAGUUACAGAAGUUCAUGAAAGCAGAGGCAGCAGCGCGAACAAAUCGAACGAUUUGAAGCAAUGCUACCAGGGUUGGGCAAGCUGUGUUAAGGAUGGGUUCAUACACUUGCUUCAAUUGAGAAACACGUUGAAGGGGCCCAACCCUGCUUUGCAACGACACCAAUUUUCAUAGGCUUUAGCCUCCGACUAGCCUGAUGAUGCCCAAGGAGGUUGGAUCUUCAAAAUGUUUUUUCGCAUUCCAAUUGAUUUGAUGAUUCGCUGCAAGACUCAGGAUCCUACCUCAGGAGCAUUGCUUUCAUGCACAAAGCCCAAGGCUUUCCAGAUUUUGUAUUUUUUGAAGGUAUUUAGGGCUCCAAAUAUUGGAGAUCUUAAAAUAUCCUUCGAAUAA
Messenger RNA from Durusdinium trenchii, 2211 nucleotides. The record is from the annotation of a GenBank genome assembly. NCBI's taxonomy places the organism in Eukaryota, Dinophyceae, Suessiales, Symbiodiniaceae.